Molecule: messenger RNA, 1073 nt
Organism: Alexandromys fortis (reed vole)
Lineage: Eukaryota; Metazoa; Chordata; Mammalia; Rodentia; Cricetidae
Gene: Asf1a
Product: anti-silencing function 1A histone chaperone
Exons: 4
Coding region: 278-892 (204 amino acids)
Biological process (GO): DNA replication-dependent chromatin assembly
Cellular component (GO): chromatin; nucleus
Molecular function (GO): histone binding
Source: RefSeq, a predicted model, not a curated record
CUCGCUGGAGGAGGAGGGUCAGAGCUCGGGGGCAGCCAAUCGCGCGCAACGCUGCUAGUUAUCAGAGCAGAAUGGGCUGUAGUUGAGUGGACUCGGAAAGCUGCAAAACACUGUGGAGUGCUGCCGUGUAAAUAAAAAGGGGGAAAAAGUUUCUCAAGUCGCCAUUGCACGACGUCGGGCCGCGCCGGGGCGGGGGUCUGCGCUCUUCCGAGCGGCCGCGCGCGGGACUCUGUGGUGCCGCCAGCCCCGGCCCCAUUGUUUGUGUUUUCUUCAAAAUAUGGCAAAGGUUCAGGUGAACAAUGUAGUGGUGCUGGAUAACCCGUCGCCUUUCUACAACCCGUUCCAGUUCGAGAUCACCUUCGAGUGCAUCGAGGACCUGUCUGAAGACUUGGAGUGGAAAAUUAUCUAUGUGGGCUCUGCAGAAAGUGAAGAAUACGAUCAAGUCUUAGACUCUGUUUUAGUGGGCCCCGUUCCUGCAGGAAGGCAUAUGUUUGUUUUCCAGGCUGAUGCACCGAAUCCAGGACUCAUUCCAGAUGCAGAUGCAGUGGGGGUAACAGUUGUGCUAAUUACUUGUACCUAUCGAGGUCAAGAAUUUAUUAGAGUUGGCUACUAUGUAAAUAAUGAAUAUACUGAAACAGAAUUAAGGGAAAAUCCACCAGUAAAACCAGAUUUUUCUAAGCUUCAAAGAAAUAUUUUGGCAUCUAAUCCCAGAGUCACAAGAUUCCACAUUAACUGGGAAGAUAACACAGAAAAACUGGAAGAUGCAGAGAGCAGUAACCCAAAUCUACAGUCACUUCUUUCAACAGAUGCAUUACCUUCAGCAUCAAAGGGAUGGUCCACGUCAGAAAACUCACUGAAUGUCAUGUUAGAAUCCCACAUGGACUGCAUGUGAUAACAUGCCAUCCCAUUAGUACAGAUUAAGCUAUUAAAAACAGAACUAUUUCCCUGAAGUUCCGUAAGUACAUAGUCAAGGUGAAAUGUGAAGAAUCUGUUUAAAAACAUCCUGUAGAAAGUUUAUAAGAAAACCAGUAUUUGAGCAAAUUGUGGAAUAUAAAUACAACUAUUUUUAAGUA